GAUGACUGUAAUUGCAACACAGAAUUUCUGCCUUCUGGAUAGAGUGACCGUACCCUGAUUCCAUGUUUUCCACCAUGCUGCACCCCUCUGGACUCGUGUCUCAGCAACAGGGGCAGUCAAACCAGGCUUAGUGUGGCAGGCUAGAUUUCAGGCAGCUCCACCUGGGACAGGAUGUUUCUGGGCACAGCCGCUUGUUCUGGCAAGUGUGUCUCUGUCUUGCUGCUUUCCUUUUUCUCUUUUCCAGAUGAUUGGUGAUCAAUCUGUCCAGCUGCCGGUAUGAGAGUGAAGAUCAAUCACUUCCCGGGAAUGAGUGAAAUCUGCCGGAAGGACUUGCUGGCCAGGAAUAUGAGCCGCAUGUUAAAGAUGUUCCCUAAAGAUUUCUACUUUUUCCCUAGGACCUGGUGUCUUCCUGCUGACUGGGGAGAUUUGCAGACCUACAGCAGGUCAAGAAAAAAUAAGACAUACAUUUGUAAGCCGGAUUCGGGCUGCCAAGGGAAAGGCAUAUUCAUCACCCGGACGGUGAAAGAAAUCAAACCAGGGGAGGAUAUGAUCUGUCAGCUCUAUAUUUCAAAGCCCUUUAUCAUUGAUGGGUUUAAGUUUGACCUACGGAUUUAUGUACUGGUGACAUCCUGUGACCCUCUCAGGAUUUUUGUGUACAAUGAAGGACUGGCCCGCUUUGCGACGACCUCAUACUCCCGCCCUUGCACAGACAACCUGGAUAACAUCUGCAUGCACCUGACUAAUUAUUCCAUUAAUAAGCACAGUUCCAACUUCAGUCGAGAUGCUCACUCUGGCAGCAAGAGAAAGCUCUCCACCUUCAAUGCAUACAUGGAGGACCACAGCUACAAUGUGGAGCAGAUAUGGAGGGAUAUUGAGGACGUCAUCAUCAAGACCCUCAUCUCGGCCCACCCCAUCAUCAGGCAUAACUACCACACCUGCUUCCCCAACCACACACUCAACAGCGCCUGCUUUGAGAUUCUGGGCUUCGACAUUUUGCUGGACCGCAAACUCAAACCCUGGCUGUUGGAGGUCAACCACUCUCCAAGCUUCUCCACCGACUCUUGGCUGGAUAAAGAAGUGAAAGACGGUCUGCUGUAUGACACCUUGGUCCUGAUCAACCUGGAAAGCUGUGACAAGAAGAAAGUCUUGGAGGAGGAGAGACAACGAGGGCAGUUCCUGCAGCAGUGUUAUUCUCGGGAGAUGAGGAUUGAGGAAGCCAAGGGUUUCCGGGCCGUGCAGUUAAAGAAAGCUGAAAUGUAUGAGAAGGAUAACUGCGGAGGGUUCCGGCUGAUUUAUCCCAGUCUGAAUUCAGAGAAGUAUGAGAAGUUUUUCCAGGACAACAACUCCAUCUUCCAGAAUACUGUUGCUUCCAGGGCUCGGGAGGUGUAUGCCCGGCAACUGAUCCAGGAGCUGAGACUAAAAGGGGAGAAAAAGCCCUUCCAAGUGAAGAAGAAGGUAGAACUGCAAGGGGAGUCGGCAGGCGAGCAAGUGAGAAAGAAGGGCGUGAGGGGCUGGCAACAGAAACAACAGCAGAAAGACAAGUCCACGACCCGAGCCUCCAAACAAGACAUCCAACCAUUGACAUUAGUGCCCUGUGUACCUGACUUGCUCUUGAGUGUCAGAGAUGAAAGGAAAAAUGAAACAGGCAGCAGCCUCAACCAGGAGGCCCCCAUGAAGGAGGCCGGCUCCAUUUCCCCCAAGCCUACGUCUGCAAGACCCUUCAGUUCUGUACCCAAUCUGAGGAAUCUCAAUCUCAGCAGCUCUGGGCUGGAGCCCAGUAAACUCAGCUUCAGAAUCAAGGAGGCCAAGUCUGCCUCUGCAGUGAACGUAUUCGCUGGCACUGUGCACUUAACCUCAGUAGAAACUAGCCCAGAAUCCACCACCAAAGUCUCAAUCUCCCCAGAGUCUCCACCAACCCUGGCCGUGACCGCCAGCUCUGAGUACAGUGGCCCAGAGACAGACAGGGUGGUAUCCUUUAAAUGCAAGAAGCAGCAGAUCCCUCCACAGUUCAUCCAGGAGAAAAUGUUAAAACCUUUUCAGCCUACAAAAUCCCAGAGCUUCUUGGGGAGUCCGAACAUAAGCUGGACUUUGCUAAAGAGUGACAUGAAGAAGCCACAUUUGAUGUCCGAGCUACUCACCAAGCUUCAAGUGAGGGGGAAGCUCUCCUUCUUCCCAGUUCACUACAACCCCAAGCUGGGGAUGACUAACCUGUCACAAAACCCCUCCCUGCCUGGGGAGUGCUACUCCCGACGUGACAGCUCUGGCGAGAGGAGGCAGCUGGAUACGCCCUCCCUCCUCCUGCAGAGUUCUCAGAGCUAUAACGUUACUCUGAGGGACCUGCUGGUGAUCGCCACACCAGCCCGACUGGAUCCAAGGCCUGGCAGAAGCCACACAAGUGCUAUGAAGGGCUCGUGUAUACAGGAUCAAGAAGCAUUUGGCCAUUGUCUGAUCUCUCGUCAAAAAGGAUGUGAGAGGAGCUAGAAACAUACUGGAUCUCGGCCAUUUUCCCCUUCCUACCUCUUAACUUGCAGGAAAUGGUUUGUCUCUUCCCACAGUGUCUCCAGUGUCCACAGAAUCAACUGAAGUUUUGUUUUCUCACCUAGAUGUCCUGGUCUUUCAUCAGCUCCCAUUAGCAGCACUGAGGCCAGCAGCCCUGCCUUUGUGCCCUCCCAGUUAGCUUACAGUGCUACAGGACCAUGAUUCCCGGGGGUCGAUUCCCGGUGCUGCCCCAGGACACACCUCAGUUGCCCUACCAGUGACACUUCUCUGGGUUCCUCACAUGGCACCAUCAUCCAGAACACUCCCCCAGAUAAAGCAACUUAGGGAGUAGUGUUUCACAGAAGGACUCAUGAUUUCCAGGAGUCAAAAGCCCUCAGUCCACCAGUAGAACUGUGCCAGUUGAUCUUCACCUCCAGGAUAAAAGACAAGGUCAGAGAUGGGCAAGGUCCGUAACUCUGAACCCUGAGUGAGAGAACUGAGGCAGCUACAACUUUGCAAAGUCAAGACCCGACCUCCUCCCAUCCCCAGCCCAAAGACUUGCCACCUCAGUGCCCGAGCAUCUUCUGGUGACCUUCCUCACCAGUCCAACUUAAUCUCACCAGUGAAAACAGAGGUGAGAGUACCCAGCCUGAAGAUGCUUCUUCCAUCAACCUGCACAAAUGAUACACUUUCCCCUCAGGCAUCCAUUAAUAAAAAAAAAAGAAAUUGCCAUGCUUACUGCCA
Saimiri boliviensis boliviensis (Bolivian squirrel monkey) is the source of this 3222-nucleotide messenger RNA. RefSeq names its product tubulin polyglutamylase TTLL6. Gene Ontology annotation, cellular component: ciliary basal body. The record is from RefSeq and is a predicted model, not a curated record. Lineage: Eukaryota; Metazoa; Chordata; Mammalia; Primates; Cebidae. Gene Ontology annotation, molecular function: tubulin binding; tubulin-glutamic acid ligase activity. Gene Ontology annotation, biological process: microtubule cytoskeleton organization; protein polyglutamylation.